AUGAUUAUAAUUUUAUUAUCUUCACUUUAUAUAGUUAAAUAAAUUUACUAAUAUUAUUCAUUCGGUUAAGCUGACGUAUAAGGUUUUAAUUUUAAUUUGAAAAAUAUUUCUGUCAGAAAUAUAAGAAAUUUCAAAAUGAACAUUUUACCAGGAACGGCAUCUCUGCUUGAAGAACUUGACAAAAAACUUAUGGUUUUACUAAGAGAUGGCAGAACAUUAAUUGGAUAUCUCAGAAGUGUUGAUCAAUUUGCUAAUAUUGUGCUCCAUCGUACAAUUGAAAGAAUUCAUGUUGGCAAAGAAUAUGGAGAUAUCCCAAGAGGCAUUUUUAUUGUCAGAGGAGAAAAUGUUGUUCUUUUGGGGGAAAUAGACAGAGACAAAGAAAGGGAUUUACCAUUAACUGAAGUAUCUGUUGAUGAUAUCUUAGAUGCACAAAGACGAGAACAAGAAUUAAAACAAGAUCAAAAGAGAUUAAUAAAUAAAACUUUGAAGGAACGAGGUUUAUCAUAUAUUCCAGAUAUGGGUCAUGAUGAUAUGUUCUGACCCAUAUCGACAUCAUUAACUACUAAUACUUUGUCAUCCACGUCUUCACAUAAUUCUGAAAUGUGUGAUUCAUGUUAUACAUCACUAUCUUUCUGAUAAUAUUUAGUGAUGAUAAUUUGUAAAAUGUAACUAUAUUACAUAAUUGUGAAGAUAAAAAUAGUUAUUAAUUAUGCCCAA
Apis dorsata (giant honeybee) is the source of this 717-nucleotide messenger RNA. RefSeq names its product U6 snRNA-associated Sm-like protein LSm1 (gene LSm1). The transcript is spliced from 4 exons. Bases 136 to 540 code for a protein of 134 amino acids. Gene Ontology annotation, molecular function: RNA cap binding. The record is from RefSeq and is a predicted model, not a curated record. Gene Ontology annotation, biological process: deadenylation-dependent decapping of nuclear-transcribed mRNA. NCBI's taxonomy places the organism in Eukaryota, Metazoa, Arthropoda, Insecta, Hymenoptera, Apidae. Gene Ontology annotation, cellular component: Lsm1-7-Pat1 complex; P-body.